AUGCCCGAGCUGCAUGAGGCGACACCAGCACCCUCGAGCUGCCCCCUCGGAGGGUGGCAGGAGGGCCCGGCUGUGUCUGAUGGAGAGUUAAACGCCUCCAGGGCCCGUGGCAGCAACCACAGCGUGAACAGCCUGCCGGGACCGCCAGCCACCUGCGGCUCCACACAGGGGUCUGUGGUCAGCUGGGCUGAAUCCUUCGAGACGCUGCUGCAGGACCGCGUGGCCGUCACCUACUUCACUGAGUUCCUCAAGAAGGAGUUCAGCGCCGAAAACGUUUACUUCUGGCAGGCAUGUGAGCGCUUCCAGCAGAUCCCGGCCAGUGACACGCAGCAGCUGGCCCAGGAGGCACGGCGAAUCUACGAUGAGUUCCUCUCCAGCCACUCAGUCAGUCCUGUGAACAUCGACAAGCAGGCCUGGAUUGGGGAGGACAUGCUGGCCACCCCCUCCCCAGACAUGUUUCGCAUCCAGCAGCUCCAGAUCUUUAACCUGAUGAAGUUCGACAGCUACACGCGCUUUGUGAAAUCCCCACUCUACCAGGCCUGCCUGCGGGCAGAGAGCCAGGGGCAGCCCCUGCCCGACCUGCGGCCUCACUCCCGCAGCAGCAGCCCCCCGCCUGACCUCAGCAAGAAGUCGAAGCUGAAGCUGGGCAAGUCCCUGCCGCUGGGUGUGGAGACAGCAGGCAGUGGUGCCAACCGCAGCCCCCGCCGGUCCUUCAGGAAGGGAGAGCGGCGGGAGCCCUCCUGGGCAGAUGGGGGAGAAGGUGGUGGGAGCGCCAUGCUGUGGCGGGAGUCCCAGGGCUCGCUCAACUCCUCCGCCAGCCUGGACCUGGGCUUCCUGUCCUCGGCCGGCACAGCCGCCAGCCUCUGGACGGAGGGCCAUCGGAAGAGUCUGGGGGGCAGUGAGGCAGAGCUGCCGGCCAAGCCCAUGAAGUACUGCUGCGUGUACCUGCCUGACGGCACGGCCUCACUGGCCUCUGUCCGGCCCGGCCACUCCAUCCGCGACAUGCUGGCGGGGAUAUGCGAGAAGCGCGGCUUCAGCCUCCCCGACAUCAAGGUCUACCUGGUGGGAAAUGAGCAGAAAGCGCUGGUGCUGGACCAGGAGUGCUCUGUGUUGGCAGACCAGGAGGUGAAGCUGGAGAACAGGAUAAGCUUUGAGCUGGAAAUCUCCUCCCUCAAUAAGACCAUCCGCAUCACGGCAAAGUCAACCAAGCGCAUCCGGGAAGCGCUGCAGCCUGUGCUGGGGAAGUACGGCGUGAGCAUGGACCUGGCGCUGCUGCGGCGGCAAGGUGAGCCAGCUGCCCUGGACCUGGAGAAGCUGGUCAGCACGGUGGCUGCUCAGAAACUCGUCCUGGAAACGCUGGCUGACAUGCGAGUGACGGAGAGCGCCGAGGCUGCAGCCGCCCCCUCCCCGCUCCGGAGCGAGGAGGGAAGCCUGACAGGAGCAGAGCCCGACACACUGUGGGAGAUGCCCUCCUCCUUCUCCCGGCCCCAGUCUUCAGCUGCCAUGAACCUGAACCGCCGCACGUAUGACCUGGAAGGUCUGGUGGAGCUGCUGAACCGUGCUCAGAGCUGCCGGGCCAAUGACCAGCGUGGGCUGCUCUCCAAGGAGGACCUGGUCCUGCCUGACUUCCUCCAGCUCCCUGGGCAGGAUGACAGUGCCUGCGAAGGGUCGGAUCAGCCCCGCGCCCCUCACCCAGGCUCCGAGGGAAACGGCCAUCCUCAGCCCACAGAGCCUGCGCCGGCUCAGCCUCCGGUCAACCACGAGCUCCGAUGA
This is a messenger RNA of Aptenodytes forsteri (emperor penguin), 1773 nucleotides long. RefSeq names its product regulator of G-protein signaling 14 (gene RGS14). The transcript has 15 exons. Gene Ontology annotation, molecular function: GTPase activator activity; G-protein alpha-subunit binding; microtubule binding. Gene Ontology annotation, biological process: regulation of G protein-coupled receptor signaling pathway; signal transduction. NCBI's taxonomy places the organism in Eukaryota, Metazoa, Chordata, Aves, Sphenisciformes, Spheniscidae. Bases 1 to 1773 code for a protein of 590 amino acids. The record is from RefSeq and is a predicted model, not a curated record.